UCUGUUGAACCUUUAUGGACCAAGAGACAAACGCUAAGCGAAUAUAGAGGAUAAACGAAAGAGGCGCGGUGGACCGGUACUUCUACAACCUGAAAAACCUUUGAAUAGCACACCGCUAGAAAAAAUCAGUAGACAAAGGAGAGAUUUCACCUUUAAAUCAUUCAAAAUACUUACAACUUUUAUUCAAAGAAAGAGAUUUCAGCGCCAUGACAUUUUUUGUAAUUCCUCGAGUGCCUUUUCUCUGUCUCAUGUUUCUGAACGUCUCAUCAGCUUCAAAGGUGAACAGCUCAAACAGUGUCAGGGCGCGAGGCAUGCCUCUGAUUAACGGUACACUUCCAGACGAGUAUAAGGAGCAGAUCCAGAGCUACAGCUUUACAAUAGUGGUUCCUCUUGUCUGCCUCGUUGCCUUUUUCAUCGGGCUUCCGUCAAACUUGUUGGCUCUCUGGGUGCUGCUCUUCCGAACCAAGAAACUCCCAUCCACCAUUUUACUGAUCAACCUUACCAUCUGCGAUCUUCUGCUACUGCUGGUGCUCCCCUUCCGUAUCGUCUACCACUUCCUGGGCAACAACUGGACAUUUGGAGAACCAUUCUGUCGUGUUGUGAUUGGGCUCCUCUAUGGAAACAUGUACGGCUCAGUGGUUUGUCUGGCACUGAUCGCCAUGGAUCGCUACAUAGCUCUCGUUCACCCUUUUGGUGCCAAGAUGCUUCGAAGUAACAAGAAUUCUGUCUGUAUGAGUGUUUUGGUUUGGGUAGUGGUUUUAGCUGCUGUUGUGCCCUUAUUAGCCUCACAACAGUCUUAUAAGAUAAUCGACUCUCCUCUAACAACCUGCCAUGAUGCACUACCUAUAGAACAGCAAGAAAAGUACUUCCUGCCGUACUUUGCUAUUCUCUUCUCCAUAUGCUUCCUGCUUCCACUGUUGGUUGUACUGUUCUGCUAUUCUGCAGUGUUACACACCCUUAUGGCUGAAGGGCAGCGUUUUGCACAUGCGAUUAGAGUGACUGUGCUGAUGUUAAUGGUUUUAGUGGUUUGCUUAUUGCCUAGUAACAUUCUCUUGCUUUUGCAUUACUCCAAAUCAGCUUUUGACCUUUAUGUUCCAUACCAGAUCGCUUUGUCUUUCAGCACCUUUAACAGCUGCUUCGAUCCUUUCAUCUUUUAUUAUGUGUCUAAAGAUUUCAGAAAGAAGUUAUGGGAGGCUCUCAGAUGUUCUGGGUAUGAUUCAGAGUCCUCCUCAGAAUCGAGGACAAAGAUAACCUUACUAUCAAAGAUGAGCAGGACUGAAGGAGCAGCCUGAUCAAGAGUUUAGCAUGACAGGUAUGCAAAUCAGAAGACAUUAGGUUAUGUAAGUCAAAAAUUCUAGGGCGUAUUGAAUGAUUACUAUAUGAUAACUGUCUGUCCACCCACCUGUCAGUCUGCCUAUCUGUGUGUAUAACUUAAAAUUAGUUUAAUUUGCACGGGAAAAACUGGCAUGAGGAGAUAUGAAUUCAUUUCCUCCUUAUUUCCUUUAGUGAUUAGUGAUACAUGAGACAAAUAGAUAUAUUUAAAAACAUUUAAAAAGGAAAGGCAACAUGCAACAGUAGUCAUGCUUUAAGGCUUUCUUGCAUGAAGCCCACUGCAUGUCGGCAUCUGAAAUAUGCAUGCAUUGAAUGUUGUUUGUAAAGAUACACAAGAUGACUCAGUGGCCUCCAUGGCCGGAAGUUGACUGCUAGAUUAAUAACGGUGGAAUACAAAUUGCCAUUUUCACACUGCCACAAACAGUCAUUUAUAUUAUAUUAU
Sinocyclocheilus anshuiensis is the source of this 1774-nucleotide messenger RNA. RefSeq names its product proteinase-activated receptor 4-like. Gene Ontology annotation, biological process: thrombin-activated receptor signaling pathway; phospholipase C-activating G protein-coupled receptor signaling pathway; positive regulation of Rho protein signal transduction. Lineage: Eukaryota; Metazoa; Chordata; Actinopteri; Cypriniformes; Cyprinidae. Gene Ontology annotation, molecular function: thrombin-activated receptor activity. Bases 207 to 1292 code for a protein of 361 amino acids. Gene Ontology annotation, cellular component: plasma membrane. The record is from RefSeq and is a predicted model, not a curated record. The transcript has 2 exons.